Papaver somniferum (opium poppy) is the source of this 834-nucleotide messenger RNA. Its product is annotated as disease resistance protein RGA2-like. The transcript has 3 exons. Lineage: Eukaryota; Viridiplantae; Streptophyta; Magnoliopsida; Ranunculales; Papaveraceae. The record is from RefSeq and is a predicted model, not a curated record. Bases 76 to 480 code for a protein of 134 amino acids.
UAUAUUCAUACAGAGACAAUCCAAUCUCAUCUUGAUUUUCAUCAUUUUAAUCUGUUUGAAAUUCUCUUGAUUAUUAUGGUGGUCGAAGAUAUUUUUGUUAAUGGUGCAUCAGGAACUCUGAAAAGGCUGGUUUCUGUUGUUGCAAGUGAGAUUAGUUUGGCUUGGGGUGUCAAGGAUGAGCUAAAAAAGCUUAGAGAAACAAUGGAGUUGAUCGACGCUAAAACAUCUGAUGCGGAUACGAAGCAGGUGAACAAUGCUGAAGUUUCAAUUUGGUUAAAGAGACUUAAGGAUGCUGCUUAUGAUGAUGAUGAUGUUCUGGAUGAAUUUUCAUAUGAAGCUAUGCGUCGAUUUGAAAUGAACAGUAAGCCUAUAUAUAUUCCCAUUAGUGGAUUUUGGAUACUUACAAAGGUCUUCCUCAUCGUGAUGAUUCCGACAAUAAAGUUACUGUUGAAAGUGAAGAACAGCAGAAGUAGGUGUUGAAUCGAGUGCAUGCAUACCUAUUAGCUCCAGAUACAUUUUAAGGAAAAGCAAUAAAAGAGGAUCACAGGUUCCGCAGCACUUUCUUGGCAUAUAUUUUCACAGUAGAUGCGACUCUCUCUACAAGGAACCAUGUGAUCAUUGAAAGCAAUAACAAGAUCUUUCGAGUUUUGACUAAUGUCUUUCAUCAGCAGAUACAACUCUUCAAGACAUACUUUUAUUUCCUCAAUGAAAACCGUCUCACAACACAAUAUAUACAACAAAAUCGUCGCCAUGUAAAGAUUGCAUAUAGUUUUCUUUUGGUCUCUUAUUCGUGGUUAAACUACUUGAUCGGAAUUUUACCUAUCACUACCAUUU